Messenger RNA from Bufo bufo (common toad), 1484 nucleotides. RefSeq names its product gamma-aminobutyric acid type A receptor subunit beta2 (gene GABRB2). NCBI's taxonomy places the organism in Eukaryota, Metazoa, Chordata, Amphibia, Anura, Bufonidae. Gene Ontology annotation, biological process: monoatomic ion transmembrane transport; chemical synaptic transmission; signal transduction. The record is from RefSeq and is a predicted model, not a curated record. Gene Ontology annotation, molecular function: GABA-A receptor activity; neurotransmitter receptor activity; extracellular ligand-gated monoatomic ion channel activity. The coding region runs from base 1 to 1428 and encodes 475 amino acids. Gene Ontology annotation, cellular component: neuron projection; GABA-A receptor complex; synapse. The transcript is spliced from 10 exons.
AUGUUGAGAAUCAAGAGAAAAGGUUACGUUGGGAUCUGGUCAUUCCAAGUUCUAAUUGCUAUGGUCUGUGCACAAAGUGCCAAUGAACCCAGCAAUAUGUCAGUGGUAAAGGAGACCGUUGAUAGACUCUUGAAGGGCUAUGACAUCCGUCUGAGGCCAGAUUUUGGAGGUGCUCCUGUGGCCGUCGGUAUGAACAUAGAUAUCGCUAGUAUAGACAUGGUGUCAGAAGUCAACAUGGACUACACACUGACAAUGUACUUUCAGCAGGCUUGGAGGGAUAAAAGACUUUCAUAUUCAGUGAUUCCUUUAAAUUUGACCUUGGACAACAGAGUGGCAGAUCAGCUCUGGGUUCCUGAUACAUACUUUUUAAAUGACAAGAAAUCUUUUGUGCAUGGUGUUACAGUGAAGAAUAGAAUGAUUCGUCUUCAUCCUGAUGGCACAGUACUGUACGGCCUAAGGAUUACAACCACUGCUGCAUGCAUGAUGGACCUCAGGAGAUAUCCACUAGAUGAACAAAACUGCACAUUAGAAAUCGAAAGCUAUGGCUACACCACUGAUGACAUAGAGUUUUACUGGAGAGGAGGCAACCACGCUGUCACAGGAGUCGAUAGAAUUGAAUUGCCGCAAUUUUCCAUUGUAGACUACAAGCUCCUAUCGAAAAAUGUUGUUUUUUCCACAGGUUCUUAUCCACGAUUAUCUCUUAGUUUUAAGCUAAAAAGAAACAUCGGAUAUUUCAUCUUGCAGACAUACAUGCCUACAAUUUUGAUCACAAUUCUCUCAUGGGUUUCUUUUUGGAUCAACUAUGAUGCAUCAGCUGCUCGGGUUGCCUUAGGAAUCACAACUGUACUGACCAUGACCACCAUCAACACUCACCUUCGUGAAACACUACCUAAAAUCCCAUAUGUUAAAGCCAUUGAUAUGUACCUGAUGGGUUGUUUUGUGUUUGUCUUUAUGGCUUUGCUGGAGUAUGCAUUGGUCAACUACAUAUUUUUUGGUAGGGGACCACAGAGGCAAAAAAAGGCAGCAGAACGAGCUGCAAGUGCUAACAAUGAACAGAUGCGUUUGGAAAUUAGUAAGAUACAAAUGGAUCCACAUGAAAAUAUUUUACUAAGCACACUUGAAAUUAAAAAUGAGAUGGCAGCAUCAGAAGCUGUAAUGGGGCUUGGUGAUCCAAGAAGCACUAUGCUUGCCUAUGAUACCUCCAGUAUCCAGUAUCGGAAAGCUGGAUUACCACGACACAGCUUUGGACGGAAUGCCUUAGAACGACAUGUUCAAAAAAAAAGCAGAUUAAGGAGACGUGCAUCUCAGUUGAAAAUAACCAUUCCUGAUUUGACUGAUGUAAACGCUAUAGACAGAUGGUCACGCAUGAUUUUUCCAGUGGUUUUCGCAUUCUUCAAUGUAGUCUACUGGCUUUAUUAUGUGAACUAAGACUAAAAAGCCAUAGACAAAAACUGGAUGUCUGUUCAGAUUAUGUGUGAAACCGG